Zingiber officinale is the source of this 1555-nucleotide messenger RNA. RefSeq lists its product as uncharacterized. NCBI's taxonomy places the organism in Eukaryota, Viridiplantae, Streptophyta, Magnoliopsida, Zingiberales, Zingiberaceae. Bases 1250 to 1555 code for a protein of 101 amino acids. The record is from RefSeq and is a predicted model, not a curated record. The transcript is spliced from 4 exons.
AUUACAGAGGAGCGAUGAAGAUUAAGGGAAGUAUAAGUGUAGCUCAAAAGUUCACACCUGAUAUCUUCCCCAAACCAUCAAAACUUUAAACCGAAAGCCUGGUGAUGCUCCCUUUAGUGCAAACUAGUGUAUGCUCAUCGUUCUGCCUGUUCUAGUCUUUAUAAAAUAAAAGAUAAAGGAAAUCAAAAUCAGCUAAAGGUUUGAGUUGCAUCAUUUCACUGAACAAAUCAUACUCUUGUUAUUUGUAGACAUUGUUUUCCUAAAUGAAAUAAUUAUUGUGUUGAGGUAAGCUUAUUCCUAGUUAUUUAUUUGUUUGUUCAGAAAUUACUUCGCCAGUCUUUACCAGCUUCCAAGGCCUAUUUCUACCUCUAUUGAGUUUCUUGGAUUGUAAAUGUCGUAUGAUAUGAUAUUGUUGUUUACAUCGCACAUUUGCUGCAGAACUUACCAUUGAAAGUCAUCCAACAUCAGCCAUUUUACCAAAUCACACCCUUUGUAUUUAAUCUUUUGAUCAAAUCGCACACUAUUUAUUUUAUACCAAAUUACAUCCCCAUCAUAAAUUUUUCCAUAUUGUGUCCUUAAUUUUCAAGUCCUCCCAGAAUGAAAAUGAAAACCGAUUUACAAAUGAGUUUGUCAAUCAAUUAACAUUUGGAUUUUAGAGGUAACUUAAAACACCAAGGAUAAUAUCUGAAAAUUUUAUUGCCAUUCAAAAACCACAAUAGUGGAGCAUGAUUUGAUCAAAGCCAAACACAACGGGUAUCUCGUUUGGUACAAUGCCCUUCGACAUUUGUUUUUUUUUCCAUAGUUUUUAAGAUUAGUUCUCAAGCUAAAAGAUUUUUGCUUCUACUAUUUAUUAUUGUUGGAGGAAUGAUAAAUAUAUUUGCAUUUCUCAUUGUAUUUGACUUUUAUUUUAAUAAAAAGAAAUGCAGGUCAAUUCCAUUUUCAAUUUUUUCCAAGCAAGCUGGUGAUCUGUGUUUUUUCUCCCAUCCAUUGAUAGAUUUAAAAAUCUCAGCACCUAACCAAAUCACAUUAAUACUAGUAUUGGUGCCAUGUAACAUCGGGUAAGUAAAAAUAAAACAUCACUUUCCAUUGUUGUCUUUCAAAAAUUUAUUGAAUUAUAUGCACUAAUUAUGUGUUUGUGCAUAGUUUCCAUUGGAUUCUCACUGUCAUUAACCCUUACAAUGAAGUUAUUUAUUUGUUGGAUUCUCUAAGGCACCGCAUUCAUGAUGAGGAUUGGAAAUAUAUAGUGGAAAUGGCCUUGAGAUUGUUUAAUUCAAACAAGGGAAAGAAAGGUAGAAAAAAGACUAUGUGGGUAGUAGAAAAGGCUCCUCGACAACAAGAUGUCAAACAAUGUGGUUAUUAUGUGAUGCGAUUUAUGAGACAAAUUGUUGAAGAAGUUGAAAUUAUCGAGAGAGAUUCACUACGAUCUAUAUUCACACAAGCAGAGUAUUCUCGAGAAGAAAUUGAUGAGGUGCGAUCGGAGUUGGCAGAAUGUAUACAAGAUCAUAUUUAUAAGUAUGUGCGUUCAAGUUUAUGUAAGUUCAUUACCUUGUUUUAG